Molecule: messenger RNA, 1180 nt
Organism: Camellia sinensis
Lineage: Eukaryota; Viridiplantae; Streptophyta; Magnoliopsida; Ericales; Theaceae
Product: protein LEAD-SENSITIVE 1
Source: RefSeq, a predicted model, not a curated record
CAAAUUGUACGGGAAAGGAAAGGAAUAAAGUGAAUGAAACUGCCCGAUCAUCUUGGAUUCUGGGGUAAGAGAGCGAGAGAGAGAGAAGAGGAGAUGUGGUCGAACAAGAUGAGCAAGGAAAUGAUGGGAAUACUGUCGAACAAGGUGAGCAAGGAGACACUGAAUCCAGGCGAUCACAUCUACACCUGGAGGAAUGCCUACCUCUACUCUCAUCACGGUAUAUAUGCUGGUGAUGGAAAGGUGAUCCACUUCACUCGGGGGGGUGGCCAUGAGAUAGGCACAGGAACGGUGUUGGACCGCAUAAUUUUCAGCUCAUCUUCCUCGAAUCCUUCGGGCACUCCAUGUCCACAAUGCGGUGAUCAAUCAAGGCUUGAUGGUGUCAUAUCUUCUUGCCUUGAAUGUUUUCUUUGUGGUGGCGAACUCUACCUCUUUCAGUAUGCUGUCUCACCAGUUUUCUUUCUUGCCAAAGCUCGAGGAGGGACUUGCACCCUUGCUGCUUCUGACCCACCAGAGGAUGUCCUCCACCGUGCUGAAUACCUACUGAAGAAUGGUUUUGGUGGCUAUAACAUCUUUAAGAAUAAUUGUGAGGACUUUGCAAUAUACUGUAAGACUGGUUUACUUGUCUUCACUACCAUUUCUGUUGGUCGGAGUGGACAAGCGGCAUCCUUUCUAGCUGCAACUAGUGCUAUUGUUUCUUCACCACUUCGCUUCCUGACAAGCAGUGUUCCUGGUUUGGCUGCUGUGGGCUGUGGGUUGUAUUGUCUUAGCCGUUUUAUCUCUGAUAUUGGAGUACGUCGUGAUGUGACUAAAGUUCCAGUCGAGAGGCUUGUUGCUUGCUCCGGCUUGGAUGAGUCAAUGGCUGCAACUGAGGUGGCCAAGACAGACUAAAUUUGUGACAUGGACAAAAAUUUACAAGUAGGUUGCCUUUAUUGAAUGUUUGUUAUGAUAGAUGUUCUAAUUUUUUGUUCAUUGUGUUUAUGCUUUCCCUGUGUUGAAUGUGAUCAUGAUAUGGUUGGAAAUAUGUUCCUCAUUUCAUGCUUGUAGCUUUAUUUAUACCUUGAUGCAAUUUAUAAUUAACUAUAGUUUCCUUGUUUCUUUUAUCUUUUUCUAGGCUGCUAUGGAUUUGUACUAUGUAAUGCAAGUAUGUGAUUGAUAAUUUUAAUGUGCCUACAUUGUUCUA